Messenger RNA from Paecilomyces variotii, 1897 nucleotides. RefSeq names its product PLC-like phosphodiesterase. The record is from RefSeq and is a predicted model, not a curated record. Lineage: Eukaryota; Fungi; Ascomycota; Eurotiomycetes; Eurotiales; Thermoascaceae. Bases 486 to 1652 code for a protein of 388 amino acids. The transcript is spliced from 5 exons. Gene Ontology annotation, biological process: lipid metabolic process. Gene Ontology annotation, molecular function: phosphoric diester hydrolase activity.
CGGAACGGCUGGUGAUAGAGAUGAUAACCUUCCGUUCUCGGAGAUAACCCCUCCAUCAGCCAAGCGUCGAGGGUUCUCCAGACUCCAUGAAAUACGAGGCUGCUAUUCGUAUAGACGUCACCUUUGGCGCUCGAGGUUCGAAAGCCGGUGCCAAAUGCGCUGUCGAUCUUCAGCCCUAGUGAGCCUCCGGCGGGGACCGACCCAAACAAAGAACAACGGAUGGGUUCAAGUCAUGGCUAUCAUCGAUGGGAGGUGCAGAUAACGGCCGUUACCAAGACGUAAUUCGUCCUUGAUAACGAUCUUCGUGUCCCACUGCGGGCGUCGCGAUGACUGUCUACUUGGCGUGGGUUACGUCUCUGGGGAGUCCGUAAGGGAUGAUAAAAGCAGCUGUCUAGCAUUCUUGAUAUCAGGAGCAUCUUCUUUCUUCCUUCUCUCAAGUUAGCUACGCUUGCGCACACUUGACUGGUACACAGGACGGGCCUAGGAUGGCCUGGGAAUUGUUUGCUGUCAAAGGUGGUCAGAGUCUGUCGCAAAACUUCGCCCAAUAUCUACCCUCAUCACUCGAGUAUCUGCUUGAACCCCAGGGUCUGUCAGCUUCUCUGCCUACUCUGGUAAAAUCUACCGUCAAGUCAUCGUUGCUUCUUCUGGGCGCUGCUGUCUCGUUUGUCGGUAUCGGCUCGAUUCCGCAAGAUUGGGGACACCAUGAUCAAGGCUUCUUGGAGAUCCAAGCCCAUCGGGGCGGUACUGGGAUGAGGACCGAGAAUUGCCUCUGGGCAUUUGCAUAUGCGAUGGAAGUUGGAAUCGACGUUCUGGAAAUGGAUGUUGUUUUCACCAAAGACGGUAUUCCAGUCGUCUGGCACGAUCAUGAAAUCACAGCUGAGAAAUGCCGUGGUGACCAUGUCGGCGCUUUCGUUGCGAAUCUGACUCUUGAGGAGAUCAAAUCGAUGAGCUGUGAUUUACAGCUUAGUGAACAUCCGCAGGCUCAAGUCUACGAGGAUACCCGCAUUCCAACUCUUGAAGAGGUCCUGGAUCUUAUUGAGUGCUAUGAGAACAAGAACGUCGCCAUCAAUAUCGAGACGAAGCUGGAUCCACUAAAGCCAAACGAGACGUUUCCUGUGGAGAAAUACGUGGAUGAUAUCGUGCCCUUGCUGGAGAGACGUGGUUUUGCUUCCCGCACUACGCUGCAGUCGUUCGACUGGCGGACUCUGAUAGGGAUCAAGCAGAAGUUUCCCCACAUGGUGAUAGUGGCACUUGUGGAGCCAGAGGGUAUCAUACCUGUUGAUGGUGGUUAUCCAUGGCUUGGGGGUAUCGACCUUGCCGACUUUCAGGGAGAUUGGAUUGCAGCAGCUGCGUCCAUCGGAGCAGAGAUUGUGGGACCAGCCCAUGGAGAUCCCUGGACUGCGAGCGUCAAUACACCCGGCUAUGUUCCCUGGAUAAACAAAGAAGUAGUCAAGCGUGCUCAUGAACUCAACAUGAGGAUCUUCCCUUGGACCGUCGACGACGAAGCUACGGUUGAAAAGAUGCUCGAGCAUGGAGUGGAUGGUAUUAUCACGAACUAUCCAGAACGAGUCAUGUCCAUAAGCAGGCAGAAGAAGCCCAAUUUUCGCGCCUCGAAUCUCGCCCACCGGCCACACUGUCUGGUUAACGCCUAGUGGAUGGGAAUGUGGUUCAACAUCACAGGACAAAGAGGUUGUAUGCUGAGACUUUAAUAAUCUUAUUUCCAGAUACCCUUUAUUUGUUAUUAGUGCUAAGUUCUAUCCUAUUUGCGUUUUAAUCUUGACCUGCUUUUCUUCUCUGGGUGGUUAUGUUAUUUCUUGUUUUAAUUUCCAGAAGCAUCUAAUAUAGUUUAUCUUUACGGUUGCAGAGGACGUUCCAUGGUCUCGUAAUAUCUCUCACU